AUGAAGCGAUUUUCAGUUUUAUCUAUGGACGGCAUAGGAGUAGCUCUACGGAGUGUUAUUUCUCGAGUCAAAGAUGCAACGGCUAAACGGCCAAGUGUAAGUCAGAGCGUCGACAAAAAACAUUGUUUAAUUUAAUCUGAAGGUUUUAUGUUACGUUUUCUCUAAUUUACUGUGGCAUCCUUUUUUACAGUAGUAAGCUUAGUUACGUUAGGACGGAAAGUUUACAUGAAUUGCACGGGCAAUCUGCAGUUUUCGAGAUAGUCAACAACCCGUAAUUGACAGUCUUUUAAGUCUGAUGUUAUUUGAUUUGAGCUUUGAAAGCUCAAAUCAAAUAACAUGCGAUGACCUAGUCCAUUACGUAACGGACUGAAAACCCUCUCUAGAAAGAUAUAUUAUUUUGUCAUUGGUAUCUGUUUCAUAUUAGUGGAUUCAAAGUUUAAAUUUGAGUUUGGGAGCACUUGUGCUACCAGGUGUAAAAUUUUAGGCGCACUGCGGAAAGUUUAGGCGCACGGCUGAAGAUUUUAGGAGCACAGUUUAAAAUGUUGGAAGCAUCUAUUUCAAAAAAAAGAAAGAAAAAGGAAAAAGUGUAACAGUGCGACAUUUACAUGUCAUCUUCAGUUUGUUACCUUUAUUUCAGUUCCGUGAUUGAUAAAACACAACCGAUUUGUUACACAAUAAUACUGUUGUGAUAUUUAAUACUAAUUUCUCUUUUUGACAGUACAGCUAUGACUAAAGAAAACAUAAACUUGAAAAAAAAUAUUGAAACAGCCUGGUUGUGCUAUUUCUACAUUACUUUCACUUUCAUUGCUGAAGCUACUGUUUAACAUCUUUCUAGUUUGAGUACGUAAGUAUGGUCAGAAGCAAAUCAAUCGCACUCUGCUUUGGGUCUUAUGGCGCACAGGUGUGAUUAUACAUUAAUUUUUAGGCGCAGAACCAAAAAUCCAGUCACAUAUUCGACCAGUUAGUUUUUAACUUUGAGCCCUGAAAACACCUACACUGUUUCCUUAUGCACAUGGCACAUGGCAUAGUCUUUAAUUUUCCCAAUGGUAGGAAACCAGGCUAGCCUGCUUGGCAGGCACAAAAAGGGAAGGGGAGAGGGAGAAAGCAUUUAAAGGAAAAGGGAAGGGAGCACCUGCUAUAAGAGCAAGCGUUUUUGUAUUCUGCCGACCAAUUUCCAGACUAAUCCGAUAACAUCAACUGUCAAUACGUGACCAAUCACAAGUAGGGAGCGCUUCUCAGCAUGAUGCGAACUUUAUAAAUUACUUUGUUUACCGGAAAUUGUCCAGUUGAGAAGCUUUUUUCAAAUUUUUAUCAUGGGUGGGUGUAGUGUUUUAGGACGCCAGAAGACACUAAGUCAAUCACACAGUCGGACACAAAGUCAACAUGCUUUCUUUACUUCAUCUUCACUGCUUAACUUACAAUUCCUGGAUGCCAGUACCCAGUACACCACAAUCCCUCCUUUUCUUGAGGAACAAGCUUAAACGGCUGGCAAAAGAAAAACAGCCAAUGAAAUAAGGAAACCGUAUACUAAACACUCGCAUAGCUAAAUGAAACAAUGUUCACUGUCCAUAAGAACAAAGGAAGAAUCUGUCAUCUUACUUCUUCAAAGCUAUCAACUUAAACAAAGUCAAUGAUUGUUUAUAAUAAAUAAUCUGAAUGAGUUCCCUUAAAGUUUAUUCAAGUACAUAAUCUUCCAGAGCUCUCAGGGGCUGACUAACCCUCCCAGAGCAACGCGGGGUGGCCGUGGGCACACUUUCCAUAGCCUCCGACUUUUCUUGUGGGUUGGGAUCCACGUGAUAUCUGGACUUGAAAGUUGAUCAGGCCAGUCUGGGUUGUCUCGUGUACUGUAGUCACUGUCUGGAAUUGCUAAUGGCUUAACAUGCUGCAACUCCCUGAGGGGACUGCAAAACAACCUGGUCACCAUGAUGACAGGUAACUGUAUAAGGCUCACUUUCAUAUGGUGUAGACAACUUGUUCUCUUUCCUUUUUUCAAGCAGAGCUGCAUCUCUUAUGCCCACAGAUCUUUCUUUCGCGUGGUAUCUUCUAUCAGCAUCAUCUUUGGAUAGCUGUUCCUUUUCCGAAUCUCUGUCUCUGACUUGUUGAAAAACCACCUUCCCCUGCUGUUCUUCAUCUGCUUCUUUAAGCUUGGGUAACUUAGUUGUCAGCUUUCUCUUGAAAAUCAGCUCUGCUAGGCCGACUCCAGUAGUGGAAUGGUUAGUUCACUGAUAUGCUAGUUAAAACUUGUUGAGCUCAGCCUGCCAAUGUUUGCCUUCUGCUUGGGAAACUCUCAUCGCCUUUAGGAGUGACCAUUCCUCAUGCUCAACCAUGCCAUUGGCCCUGGGCCACAAAGGUGUGGUGUAGUGGUGCGCAACACCCAUUUUCUCUAGGUAAUUCUCCAUCUCCUUAGACACAAGAUUAGGACAAUAUUAUCUGUCCCUAGACCAUCAGGUACACCAAAUAGAGCAAAAUGGUUGUCUAGGCACUUGAUGAUAGUGGCACUCGUUGUACUACAAAUAAUAUCCACUUUCAUCCAUCUGGAGAAAUAGUCUACCACUACCAACAAAUACCCUCCCCCAGGCAGUGGUCCUAGCAAGUCCAGGGCUAUCUCUUGCCAUGCUCUGUCAGGUAACUUUGUGGGCUUAAUUGGUGGGGGUGAGACAUGUUUGUUAACUAGCUGACAGUCAAAACACUCUCUAUGUUGCUUCUUGGCGUGUCGGUCGAUCCCGGGCCACCAUACUUUGGACCUUAAGUGCUCUGUAUGUUCACAAUGCCCUGAUGCCCCUCAUGGGCUAGAUCAAGAACUCUCUUCUGAAGUUUUUCUGGGAUUACAAUUCUUAUUCCUUGUAACCCUACCUGGCCAAGUUAAGUUAGUUCAUUGCAUGCCACUGCAAAAUCCUUAGGCACUUUGCUCUAGUCACCACUCUGCAAACAUACUUGAACAACCUUUAGGUCUUCAUCUUCUCUGGAGGCUUCCUUUAUUUCCUCAGUUCUCAAGGCCACUGGUACCACUUGUAGAGUGACUUCCCGUACAUAUUGUUUGUCUUGAAUGUACCCCUGUGAUGCUUGGAUUUUUUGUUAGAUUGGAAAGUGCAUCAGUAAUGUUGUUCCUUGAUGAGACAAAGCACACUCUGAGACAAGUCCCAACCAAGUUCCCUGAUUGGGACUUGUCUCACUCUCCCAAAUUUGGGAUUUUUGUGGGUAUUCUUUAAAUACCCUAAAAUAUCCAAAAAUGGGAAUCCGUUGUUUUUUCCUGUGUAUAUAAGGCUGUAAUCACAAUACCCAUUGUUUAAUACGUGCUGAUGGCUUUGAUCUUGGGCCAUAUAUGGUCUUCAAGGCUUGGUGGCCAGUCACUAGGUCAAACUCAGGCAAGCCAUUCAGAUACAAAUCAAACCUUUCACAUGCUCAUACCAGAUCUAAAGCUUCUUUUUCAGUUUGACUAUACCUCCUCUCUACACAAGACUCCUGCUUGCAUAGCACACUUUAAAUCCCUUUUAAUCCCUUCAAUUUAAAGAAAUCCUCUUCCCCCAUCAAAUUGCUCACUGACCCUGAAUCAAUCAACAUUUCCUGGACAAAACCAUCGAUACUCACAUUCAUCAUAGACUCACUUAAAAUCGACACCAUGCACACCUCCUCGAGUGUGUCCUCCAUUACAGCAAAUGCAAAUGCUGGAUUCCUUUACUUGCAACUGACAUGCCCGUCCUCCUCGCAGUAACCUCCCUCUUGGUUUGUUUGUCUUCCAGCUCCUUUUUUGCCAUUGCUAGCUCUUUUCUGUUGGCUGUCUCUACCACAUUCCAACGGAGAGUGAUUUCCUUUGCAAGAAGCGAAAUGGCCAUGUUUUGAACACUUAGCACACUUUCUUCCUUUUACUGGACAACAUGAAUCCCAAGCGAAAUAUCCCUUCUUCCGACAACUGAAACAUGUUUUCCUGACUGGUCCUGGCCCUUUCUUCUCUUUUUCUGAUGGCAUUAACACUCACUUGGGCUAUCAUGCACUGCAUUUGUUGUUUGGCUGCUUCUGAAGCUCUUGCUUUUUCGCGAACCACAUCAAAAGUGAUGUUUCUUGCUUCCAACAAUUUCUUUUUCAGCUCCAUAUCGAUUAACUUCUUGAUUAAUAUUGGUCUUGCAAAUUUUCAUCUAAUGCCGCCCACACCAAAAUUACAGUGUCUUGGCUGUUGGCGAAGAUGCACUAGGUAUUCAUACACCUGCUCCCCUUCAUUUGGCACCAUUUGUCUCAACAUGUGUUGCUUGAAUGGUAUGUUUUCUUCAGCACAAAAAUGGUGAUCCAAUUUCCUAAUGCACACAGUGUAUGGAUCCUGAUUUUCAUUAGCUGGGUCAGGGUUUGCAAUAUCCUCGAAAAUAUCCUGAACUUCCAUUCCCCUUCCAUUCCCGCAUAAAGUAGAAGCUGGGAAGUUUUCUUUUGCGUAUUAUCCAAACCUUUUCCUUCGGCGUAAUACUCGAAUGCCUGUUUCCAUUUUCGUGAUUUCUGAGCAACUUGAGACGAUGAUCCUGAUAGAUCAGACGGGGGCAAGACUCUCUCUGACAUUUUAUCCUGCACUCAUCGCCAAUGUUGUGUUUUAGGACACCUGAGAGGACACUAAGUCAAUCACACAUUCGGACACAAAGUCAACAUGCUUUCUUUACUCCGUCUUCACCACUUAACUUACAAUUCCCGGGUGCUAGUACCCAGUACACCACAGUGGGGGAAUUUAGCAAGGCAAAUUACCUUGGGUGAAGUGCUUGUCAGUGGAAAAUUCACCCGUAUCCGUCUCAUACAACUGGGUUUUGUUGCGCACAACUUUUAACAAAGACCACAAGCACUGACCACUGAAAAGCACUCCCAUGCUCUGAUCCUGCCAGCUAUGCUGGCCAUGAUAACUGGGGAUAAAAUUUUAUUCAUUCAUUUGGGCUUAGAGAACCAAUGUGUUAUCUAUUAUUCAAAAACUCAGUGUAAUCAUGGUACAAUAAAAUAACACCUGAAAACAGUUUAAUGGAUCGAUGCAUGAGGGGGAGACUGAUUUGUCUGGACUAUAUAACCUGCAAUAAUCUUCCUCACAGUGCUUUAUGAAAUUAACUAUGUUGAUGAUUUAUUGUCAUUUAUAAUAAAUUUCAUCAUAAUAAAUUAAAAAAUAUCCUAGUGAAAAUUUUAUUUAAAAAUUACCUAGUUUUAAAAAAAUGAUACCAGGUUUAAAAUCAAAUCUACCUGUCGUGAGGAAAAAAAAUUACACGCAACAUUGACAUUACCUGCUUUGAUUAAAUUUAAGGAGCUUCCUAAAACUGUUCCUCGUCUUGUUGCUGUCAGCAAACUAAAGCCUUUAGAGUGUAUUGUGGAAGCUUACCAGCAUGGUCAACGACAUUUUGGAGAAAACUAUGUAAGUGGAGGACAAUUCUAGAACCAAUGAGAAAGCCUGUUGUAUAUUUCCAGUGUUUAUGUUUCAUAGCAAGAUGGCCAAUGAGAGGUUUUUAAAAAAAGACUCUGCUUAUAGUUAUGGAAAAUUGUGAUUAACCAGCUAUAAAAUUAUGAACAUCUUAUUCAUAUAAUAAUGAAACUGUCUUAUUCCUACAAGUUGCAUUUUAUAUUUCCAGGUUCAAGAACUAAUAGAAAAAUCUAAUGACCAAAAGGUAGGCUUAAAAUUUCACCUGUACCUUAUUCUUGUCUUGAAUGCCCAUCUAGAUGUGAAACUAUGUUUCUGUAAUUUGUAGCCAGCGAUGUAAUCUUCUUUCAUUUCCUUAUUGGUCUGUUCCCUAGUCUAGUUCUGCCCCUGCCUUUGUCAUUAAACAUGACUCUCUCUGUAUGUGCAUGGUAGCAGUUGUAGCCACUUUCUGUUAAUAAUGUAAUCAUCAUUUUAUAUACAAUAUAAAUAUCAUCAGUUUUCAGUGGGAGUAUAAGGCUCAUACUGAGCUUUCUUGUCCUUCGUGAUCACUUCAUUAUUGAAGUUAUUUUAAAAGAUUAAUCCUAAUGAAAUAUGGUGUUUUUGUCUUUUUUUUUAGGUGCAGGAGCUUCCAGACAUAAGAUGGCACUUUAUUGGUCACCUUCAGAGUAACAAGUGUAAUAACCUUGUAGGUAAGGUACAAAUAAUAUGAGUGAGUAGACUACAUUUUACAAGCAGUUCCUUAUGCUGGUGAGUAAAUCAAGUGAUUAAACAGACAGUGACUACCCAAGGGAAAACUGUGGUUUCCUUCUAGGCUCGUUUGCUUGAGACUCGGCUUGAUAAGAUUGCCUGAAAGCUUUAAUAGAUCAAUAUGCCAAUAAAUUGGUGUACAUGUCCGCCUUGCUUUCAAUGACCUAAGAAAGCGAGCCUUACAUUGUCCCAGAGUUCCUGGCGUGUAUACUCAGGGUUGUCAAAAGUAGCCGGCUGCCAGAGAUAAUCGCCACCUACUUGGUUAACUAGUAUUGGCCGGCUACUCUGCUUGGCAUUUCUUUACGGAUGGCGUUUUUUAAAUAAAAUAUCCCUGGACUGGAUGCUUACUUUGACAACUCAGCUGUCUACUUCAAAACUUUCUGACAACCCUGAUACUAAGUGGCCUGUAUAAAUGGCCUGUGAUACUACAUUCCCGCCAUACAAUAGAGUAAAAGCCCAGACAAACAUGGCUGGCUACUGGUCCACAUAAGGUACAGAAACUAAGGUAAGUAACUAACAAUGCAAAUUCAUGUCCAACUGACCAAUGACUGUUUGUUCACUGGAUCCUGUCCGGUAACACGUGGUUCGGAUAUUUGCUCCUGAGAUAUUCAUUCGCGCUUCGACGAGGCCUGGAGCUACAACUACUGGCAUUCAGUGGCAGAGGUGGCUGAGGUGCCUCCUCUAUGCACUCUGUGGGUGGUUCCAUUCUGUCCAGAGGAUCUGAGAGCCCCACCUUGGGUAACCUCUUUCUCAGGACGUUCCUGCAGCCUUGGUAGCUUCCUUGCCUUAAGCUCUGCCCUGGGCUUGUGACCAGAAUCUGGCCCUAGCUUUCACCUGCCUGCCUCCUUCAGAGUCUGGCAGUUUACCUUCUUGAAAUGUGCCGUCUACCUUGUAACGGUGCUGCCACCUCUCCUUUUGACCACAGCUUGUGCUCCCUUUCUGUGCUGCACCUUCAGCGGCUCUCCCUCAUAGGGCGGUGAGGCUUUGCUGCUGAGUUCUUGUUUCACCAGCACUGCAUCCCUAACCUGUAUAUCUGAGGUUUUCGUGGUCUUCUUUCUGUCUGCAUGCGCCUUCAUUUGCAUUUUCUCUAGGUCGCGCUGAAAUAGAUCCUCGAAAUCCAGUUGUCGAGGGAUAACUCCUACCGGCAACUUUGUGCGGAACUUGCAACGGGAACAUCAGUUGUGCUGGGGCUAGCUUGGUGGUCCCCUGUGGCGUUACUCGAUAGCAGUGUUAAGAUCGGUGCACUUCUUACCUGAAGACCUACCCAUAUAGUCGUCAUAUACGGUAUAGCUUCCUAAGCACCGACAUAAACUGCUCUGCUUCAGCAUUGGCCUGAGGGUUCUUGGGUGGCUUGUGCUCAUGCUUGAAGCCCAGGUACUUGCUGAAGUUCAGGAAGUCAUGUCCAUUGAAUAGAGGUCCAUUGGCGCUGCCAGCCAUAAGAAUGUGUGGUCCAGCUUUGGUAUAACUGCUCGGGCACUUGUGGUACUUACAAACUCUACUUCAACCCACCGUGAAUGUUGCAUAUGACAACGAGAAGGUAUUCACCUGUGUUGAUAGGUCCCCAGAAGUCUAUGGCCACUUCCCUCCAGGGUUCACUCGGUAGUGGUGACAUCCGCAGUGGCUCACGCUCAUUUGCUGGCGUCACUACCUGACAUGGGUGGCAGUGCUGAAUGUGGGCUUCCACCAUCCAGUCCAAACCUGGAAACCAGACCCUAGUCCUAGAUAUCCCUUUUACUACUUUGUUGUGAAGUGACUUGAAAGACCCUCGCACAACCACUCCUCCUGCUACUGCUAGCUCUGUAGAGACUGGGUCAAACUGGGGCCUAAGGGCUUGCCGUUCUAGUGCAGUGAAGUACCCCCUCACUAUCGCACCCUUAAGCUCUUUGAGUUCCGCCUCCUGACUUGUCUCCUCUAGGAGCUCAUCCCAUGAUACUGCAUCUGGCAGUGCCGCUUGCACCACUGCCCUGAUGUCCUUCUCAAACAAUUCUUCUUCUUCACGAACAGUGAACUCUGUCUGGUGUACUGCCCUGGAAUCCUACGUUGUAAGUGGUCCCAGGUGCCUGGAGUUUCAAUCUGCUUUAUUAGUGUCCGCCUUUGCUUUCUUUCCAGGUACAUAAUUGAGCUUGUAAUCAAACCCCUGCAGGCGAACUCUCAUUCAUUCAAUUCUAAGUGGCCUAGUGACUUUGUUUCUAGCAAACAGAGGCAGUAGGGGUUUGUGGUCAGUGUCUACCUCAAACGUAUCUCUGAGCCCAUAUAAGUAGAUCUGGUUUGCGAGCAUGCCCCAUUCAACAGCUUUUGCUUCCUUCUCAAGCUGCGAGUAUCUGGUCUCGGUAUCCGUCAUAGUCCUAGAGCGAGAGGUUAUGGGUCUCCACCGCCUGGCAUGGGGUUCAUACUGCUUCAGUGUAACUGCUAAACCAUGGGGUCCCGCAUCUGUCCUGAGUUUGGUCUCUCAAUGUGGAUCAAAUUAUGCCAUUACCGUGUCCCCUGGCAGCAGCGGUUUGGUUUGCUCAAACGCUCUCUGGCACUCAGGUGUCCACUGAAUAGGUGCCCCCUGUUUGAUGAGGUCUCUUAGUGGUGCGGUGAUCUGCGCAAAACCCUGCAUGAGGUCUGCGUUAGCUCCUGCAAAGAAAAGGAACGAUUGCAUCUCUGCUUAAGAUUGGGGCGGGCCUGCUCCCUGCAAUGCUGCCACCUUGUUAGGGUCCGGCGAAAUUCCUUCACUGGAGAAUACUUUGCUAAAAAAUGUCAUCGAUCCUAGGUUAAACUGACCCUUCUUCAUGUUAAGGGUCAGUCUGUGGCUCCGCCAUCGUUGCAAGAUAUGUUUCAAUCCCUGGUCAUGUUCCUCCUAUGUGGCACCAAAGACCAAGAGGUCAUUGUAGAUGCUGAUGGCAUUAGGUUCGAGGGAUACGACUUUGCGGACCUCCUCAUUGAAUAUCUCCGCUGCACUGUUCACUCCAAAGUGCAGCCUCUUGAAACGUUUGAGUCCGCGAUGUGUGUAAAACGUUGUCAGCUUUCUGCUCUCUUCUGCUAACUCUAGCUGCAUGUAACCAUUGUUCAUAUCCAGGUGUGAAAAGAACUUGGCUCCAUUCAGCCGGGUUUCCAGUUCCCUUUGGGUGGGUAUGGUGUGCCAUGUCCUCUUGAUGUACUUGUUAACGUCCUUCGUUUCUAGACUGACCCUAACACUUUCACCGUCCUUCUUAGGAGUGAGUAUCACGUUACUGCACCAAUCUUUCGGACCGUCUCCUACAUCCGCUAUGAUGUCUAGAGUGUGCCACCUGUCCAAGAUUUGAUCAAACUUCUCUUUCAGGGGUAUGGAUACUCUUCUUUGUUUCAGAAUAGCGCCUGUGUCCUUGGGCACUACAUGCAUCUUUACAGUCACACCUUUCAGUUUUCCUAUACCAGUAAAGACAUCCUCAUACUCUGCGAUCAAGUUUUUUAUCUCUUGUCGUUCCACCUCCAUUACUGGGGAAGUGGCUUUUGUUGUCUGCUCGCUGUGAUACUCUAUGAGGCCCAUGUUUUCGGCUGCCUAACUUAGGAGUGCAGUGUUCCCUUGGCCUUUUACUACACAGACAACUUCGACAAUGCUCUUUUAAUUUCGGCUUAGAGAGGCGGUGAAGCAGCCUAGUAAAGGUAGCAACAGUCCUGGUCCAUCUCCGGAGUAACUCCUAAUGAGCGCUUCUGUGGGCUGGAGGCGGCUUGUUUCUUUAACCAUUUAAACCCUAAUAUCAAAAUUGAGAUUCUCAUUUACUGUCCCUAUACUUUUUCAAUAGACGUAGUAGGGAGAAUUUGUUGAAAUAUCAAUUAGACUCAUCUUCCCUGGUCAUGUCCGUAAAACUCAAGACCACUCUGUUUUAUAGAGCAUUGAUAUUACAAGGAGAAAUUUGACGCUGAUCACUCUUACGGUUUAAAGGGUGAAGGCUCUCAAAAUGUUUCUCCGUGAUGCCAUGACGUCUGCUUGCAUGUUUAGGUGUAACGUGACCGGGAUCGUAUUUACCUGCAAUGUCACAGUAGGGUUCGAUGACUUUUCCCCGGUUACUCGGUAAAGGUAGACCUCUUCGGUUACCUCACUUUCCUCCUCUGGGUGUCUCGCGCUUGGGUCCGGCUCACUCUCUAAAGCUCUGACUUGCCUACCAAAACGAUUCGGCUUUCUGCUGGGACACACUCUAGCAAAAUGAUUGCUCUUUCCGCACCUGGGGCAGUUCUUACCCCAAGCAGGACCCAUUUGGUGGGCUUCUUUUCCACAUCCAGUGCAAGCUCUCGGGCCUGUUAUUCCCCAUACUGUACCGUCUUGGCCGCGUGAUCUUGUUCACCUCGUUGCUGCCCUUUGCACUCUGCUGUUCACCUCCUCAGGCUGUAGAGUCGUCACCUGCCAUCAUCUCACUUCCCUGCUUGGCCAUUUCAAACGCCUUUGCGGUUUGGCGCACCGAUUUCAGAUCUUUAUUCUUUCGGAUCAAUUUGUUACGUAGCUCUCCAUUUCUCGUUUUGACCACUGCGAGCAUGACGAUAGCGUUUUCUAUAGGUAUCGGGAACUCGCAGUGUAGCCCUUGUUCUCUGCAUUUCGUUUGAAAGUCCGCGAACGGUACCUCAGUGGGCCAGUCGAUGUUGAAGAACUUGUAUAACUCUAAAGUAUUGUUUCGGUUUGCCUCAAAAUGGUUGUUUAGCUCUUGAAUAUGCGACUCGUAAUUCCUAGGCUGCUCCUUAACUUUUCGAUUAAUUUCUGGAGUUCCUCUCCGCCCACUAUCAGGAACAGAUCAAGCUUAUCCGUGUCACUCACUGCCAUCCAUCUCAUUGCCCGCUCAAAUCGAUCUCACCACAGCUUCCACGCUUUCGCGGAUUGGCCCAGCUCCCCUUUCAGAUUAAUGCCGCUCACGCUCGCCUUAACACUUGCCAGGACUCCCGCUUUACCUCUAUGUGUAUUGUUUUCUUCUUGUGCCCCUUCGUUUUGCAUUGUAUCCCGUUCUCGUCGCCAAUUUAAUAGAUCAAUAUGUCAAUAACUUGGUGUACAUGUCCACCAUGCUUUCAAUGACCUUAGCAACCGAGCUUUACGUUGUCCCAGAGUUCCUAGCGUGUAUACCAAGUGGCCCGUUUGAGCCGCUUGCGCUACUACCAAAGCCACUGCUUGUUCUUAAAUUACAAUGAUCAGCGAAUCCUGUUCCACUCAGAGUUAUGAGCUCCUAUAAAUUUUAUUAUUAUUAUUCAAAAUAUUUCCCCUUUCUGGCCCCGGUUGUUCAAACGUUGGAUAACGCUAUCCAGCGGAUAAAUCACUAUCCAGCGGAUAGCGUAAUUGAUUUCCGUAAUACUUAUCGGCUGGAUAGUGAUUUAUCCGGUGGAUAGCGCUAUCCAACGUUUGAACAACCGGGGCCAGAUCGGUUAAAACCAAACGCAUUAUUUACCAUAACCAGCUGCUGCUGGCCAAAUUUUGAAAAAAUUUUGUCAUAUUGAACCGAGGACGUCAAAAUGACGUCAAAAGUGCGGCCUGCUUGCAGGUUAUUGAACCAUUGACCGAGAAAACCUGGGGAUGAGGUUGAGUUGUUUUGGUAGUUAGAACAAAAUGGUGGAACUGUCACGAAACAUUUUACUCGUUUCACGGCGAAAUAUUGUCAAAAAACAUCGCAACAAGACAACUCGACGGACAACAUCUGCUAUUUGGAGUAUAUCUGCAGACGUUAGCAGGCCUUAAUCUCCUAAACUUCCCGAUAAAGAUGCAUUAUCUAUAUGAACUUACAUCGACCAAGGUUUGCAUGUCUUAGCUGGUUUUUAAACUUGGAAUUAUUUUGAAGGAAUAAUAGAACAAUUAUUGAAUUCGGCUUUCGUAGGAUAUGAGGAAUUCUGCAGAUCUCGGAGGGUGUUAUCCACUUCAGCCUUCGGCCUCGGUGGAUAACACCCUCGUCGAGCUGCCGAAUUCUUCAUAUCCUACUCAGCCUCAGUCAAUAAUUGCUGAUUAUUGUUAUGUUAAGGCUAACUUGCUUUUCAGCUGGUUUACUUAACUGACAGAAGUACCGUGAAACGUGAAAUUUUUGCGGGAGUAUAUUUAUGCAGGUUGGCGAUUUUUUGUGUUUUGCGGAAACUAAUUUUUGUGAUUAGGACAGACUGGUUGUCUUGCUGGGAAUUAACUUUUGCAAUUUUUCGAAAGUUAUUGAUAAUAGUUUCGUUUUUUAUUGAGUAGGUGGAAUUGAAUUACACCUUUUCAAACAAUACUAUGGUGUGCAUUUCCUAUGUAAAACCAGUAAAACAGAUUACUUCUCUUUGCCAUUGGAUUACAAUAACACCUGCGGUGGCUGAUUGUUUUGUUGAUCGAAUUUAAGUUAGAAAAUAUUUAAUCUGGAGUAACUGUUUGCAGAAAAAUUGUUUGCGGUAAUUUUUUGGGGAAAACUUAUUUUUGAAAAGUUGUUAAAAUUGCAAAAAAUUUUAUUCCACAUAGUAGUAGUCUAAGUAUUUGUUUAAUAUUUAGGUGUACCCAAUCUUUUUAUGGUGGAGACUGUAGACAGUGCAAAACUUGCAAGUGCACUAAGCUCUUCAUGGGGUAAGCAGAACAAGCAAAAUCCUCUUAAUAUCAUGGUACAAGUUAACACCAGUGAGGAAGAUAGUAAGUAUGUUUAUUUUUCUAUUAUUACUAUUAUUAUUGUUGUUGUUGUUAUUAUUAUUAUUAUUAUUAUAAAUGUUAUCAAGGACUCAUUGUCAUCUGUAAAUGCUAUUUGGUCAGAGGCCCAGUCUCAUCUACCCAAGAACAUUUACAAUUUUACAUCAGCUACAUCAACAACUCCCUCCCUACACGUAAGAUUAUGGCAAGAUGGGGAUUAUCACAAAUUUCUGAUUGCUCCUUUUGCCUUAAUCCUGAAUCACUCCUUCAUGUUGUCGCUGGUUGUCAACAGUACUUUGAUCGCUUUACCUGGAGAGUCGAGACACGACUCAAUCCUUAACUUCAUUGCCAAGUCACUUCAACCUGUAAUUAAUGUUCACUCUUCACUCUAUGCAGAUGUUAAUGGUUUUCUGAAUCCCUCAAUAAUGACUGGUGAAAAUUAUCGUCCAGAUCUUCUUUUCCUAAUCCAGUCCAAGUGCCUAUAUGUUCUAGAAUUAACAGUUGGUUUCGAGUCUCACCUUAACAGCAAUGCAGUGCGUAAGAAAGAAAAAUAUCUGAACUUGAUCAACGAAAUGAGUAGAAAUUACAGAUGUGUGAGAUUUGUAAAUCUCUCCAUGAGUUCCAUUGGCGUUUUCUCCGAUGAAUGCUCCACGUUCUUAGACAUGAUGAAUGACAUUGGCAUUGAUAAAAAGCAGCAACGUUAUAUAAUGAAGAAAAUGAUAAAUAUAGCCAUUAGAGCAACAUAUUACAUCUUUUGUUGUAGAAAUAGGAACUGGGAUAGCCCAGACUUGAUUUUUUUUUAUUUUGGUUUUAUUUUGUUUUGUUUUUGUUUUCUUUUUAAUAAUCCAAUCUCAACCAGCAUUUGUAAAUUGCCUAUACAUAGCGAGAUUUACAAUUGUACAUUCAAAAACACAAAUAAAGUUUCCAUCAUUAUUAUUAUUAUCUUUACUAAUCACAUCUUCUGGAUGGUUUGCUGGAGUCUUUCUUUGAAAUAAAUUCACUGCCCAUGACCUCAGCCAUCUAAGACUUAGCAAACGAUUCUGGCUGUUCCCAAGCUCUCUGUAAUGACUCUGAAUGACAUGUGACAUCAAGCUCAAUAGAGAUCAAACUUACAAUAACAUGGGAAGCAAAUUUCAGGAAUCUAACAAGUGAGUCCCUAACAUUCAAGAUCUUGGGAAUUGAAUGAAUGAAGACACUCAGCAAGACAUUAAUAAGUGAGAGCGUUUGUCGGUGACACUGGGCAUCAGUUAAGAAGGCGUCUUCAGCUGCAGCUAUUUUGAGUUCAUCUAUGAAACCUCUAAUUCAAAAUGACAUGAGGUUUACUUGGUUGAUAUUCUCAAACGGUGUUACAAUCUUGGACAAAAACGUCAAAAAAAAAAUGCAUGUUGAGUGUGUAAUAAACACUAUUAUCUUGAAAUCUCAACAGGAUUUAUUUAUGAACUAACAAAAACUUGAUGUACAAAGUCAGCCAUUUGGCAAGAGCACAUAGUAAAGCGAAAAGACACACUGCGCAUGUCCCUAGUGUUACUUAGCAACCAUGAAAUAUUACAGCGCAAUAUUAACACAUAUCCCCUUUUUUGAAGAAAACGGGUACUACAAAAUGAACUGGUUGAAUACGAUGCUUAAGAAUGUUCUGAAAUCUAACAAAAUAGAGCCCCUUAGCAUAAGUUGUCCCAUGGUAAAGACAAAAGUUCAGUGUUCAACGUUCACAGUUAACAAAAUCAACUCUACUAAAUGUCCUUUCUAUAACGAAUAGGUUUUCUAACAAGUCUACCACUUGAGGUUCUCUGUUCUGGAAUCGCGUUCUUAUCUCUUGUGUAAGGACUUGUGUUGCUGCUUUCAGGAACGUUGGUAUCCUCCACCUGGACAACCUUGGGAGUAGGCUCACCGUUGAUAUCCGGAAUUUGGGAGGCUUCCCCUGAUGUGUCAUGAUGAGUGGGUGUAGGGACCUUUCCAAGAUGCCUACGAUUCCUUCGAAACCUUUGACCACAAGUGCCUAUGAUGUAUGACCUGGGACUUUGGUCUUCACUAACGACCGUAGCUUUCGUGGUCCACUGCUUCUCAUUAUCCAGUUUGGCUCUAACCCAGUCUCCUUGCUGUAGCUUUGGUAAUUCUCUCGAGCCUUUCCUUUGUCAAAGGAUUCCUUGUAACCCCUUUUCGCUUUAAUAUUAGCUCUUUUGACUGCUGUAAUGGUUUGAACGUUUUGGCUCUAAAACUUUGCUCAGUGUUGGGAGGGUAGUACGUAUCAGUCUUCCCAUGAUCAGCUCUGGUGGUGUCUUUCCAGUUGCUGGGAUUGGGGUUGCACGAUAGGCCAUAAGAGCAACGAAUGGAUCCUCCUGUUUCAGAAUCCGCUCAUCGAUUCGCACGCCACCUUCUGCAGCACCUUUUGCCUGGGAAUGAUGCGGGCUUGAUGUAGUGUGCUUGAAUCCAUAUUUUGUUUUGAACUCAUCAAACUGUAGUGACUUGAAAUGUUUACCAUUGUCACUUAUUAGUUCCUUCGGAAUUCCCCAUCUUGCAAAUACUGACUUCAGCUUUUGGAUGACAACUCGGCUUGUUGUCUCAGUUAGGCUUAAGGCUCAACUAGGCUUAAUAUCUCGAUGAACCUUGGCUAGCUCAAACAAAUCGGUAGACACCUUCUGCCAGGGCCUGUCAGGUAGGUCUGUGGUCAUCUUUGUUUCCUUUCUUUGUGGUGGUCGUUUUUCUGACAGAAUUGGCAUGACUCCACCUUUGUCUUGAUCUCUUUAAGAAAUACCCGGACACCGCAGGGAAAGGUUAUCACGUUCACGGCACUCGUUAUACACUUUAUACCCUGGUGACCUGUGUGAAGACGCUCCGUAUCUCCUCUCUCAUGUCUGCAGGGAUCACUAUGCGAUCAUCAUAUGUUAAUAAACCAUUGCUCAUUGACAAGUGUCCACAAGAAUCAAAGAACUCUCGUAUCUGGAGGGGACUUCUUCCACAUAUGUUGGCCACCCUUCUAAUGUGAACUCCAUCAUUUUCAGGAGCUGGAAAGCCUUCUCUGAUUCUCUUAAGCUGAUCACCUGUGGCUGGUCAUGUAGAUUCAACCAAGUCUACAAAUGCCUGAACGUUUUCUACUAUGUUGGGUUCCUGUUCUAACUUACAAGGGCCUCCGAACAGAGUAUCUGUCACCACCAUGUGCUUGCCAGGUACAUGUUCUGCUCGAGGAUUGACCUGCAUAAGGCACAUCAGAAGCCUCUGGAAUCUUAGUGGUGUUUUAUCAAGAUCUCUGUGGUUGAUCAGUGGUACCAGAGGUUUGUGAUCUGUCAAGAAAUGGCACUAAUAUCCGCACCGGUAUGAAUUUUGAACACCACAGGUUUACGCCUGAUCUUAAGCUGGACCUUCUAUUUAUCAUCCUGAUCCGAAUCACUUGACAACGCACCUAAGAACCAACGACCAACACGGCUAUCAUUUGAAGCACUGCCACUAUCGCUAUUCACCUCACUCACAGACAUGGACCAACAAACGGCUGCAACGUGGCCCACCUUUUGACAUUUCAAACAUCGUUUAUCUUUUGCUAAACAGUGUUCAGGCUUUGAGUGAUGAAGACCGCAUCUACCACGCUUCUUCUGACCUUGCUUUUGGGAUGGAUCCUCUUUAUUUCCUUUUCCCUUUUUCCAACGUGGAUUAGUCGGCUUCUUCUUACUGUGCACCUCUUCUACACCCUUUGAUGCGAGGGAAUUCUGAUCUGUAAUCUCGCUGAUACUUGACCAUUUCUGACUGGCGAGCUAUUUGAAUCGCGACUUCCAGCGUUAAAUCCGACUUUAAAUGCAAUUUCUGCGACACAGCUUUCUCCAGAAUUCCAAUGACAAUUUUGUCCCGUAUUUGUUGAUCACGACUGUCCCCAAAAUCGCAGUGUUCGGUUAAUUCGUAAAGACUUCGUACGAACGGUUCGACUGUCUCUCCUUGCUUUUGGAUCCUUUGGUGAAAAUGUGCCCUCUCGUGAAUUAUGUUUCCUUUCGACACGAAAUGCUCAUCAAACUUUGCUAAAAUCACGUCGAAUUGUGCAUCAUCUCUAUCAGCUAAGGUAAAAGACUUGUACACGUGUUCUGCUUUUCUUCCCAUUGUGUAAAUGAGAGCACUGACUUGCACGGCGCCUUCCUCUUUGUGAACUUUCGUCGCGAGUCGAAAUCGCAGGAAAUUCUGCUUCCAAUCUGGCCAGUCGAGCGGUUUGGAAGGAUCAAAUUUCUCUGGAGGGCUUAAUUUCAGCGUUUUACUUGUUUAACCGCUGCCACCAUGUCUUGACAUUUCAACGGGAUUUAUUUAUGAACAAACAAACUUGAAGUACAAAGUCAGCCAUUUGGUAAGAGCACAUGGUAAAGCGAAAAGACAUACUGCGCAUGUCCGUAGUGUUACUUAGCAACCAUGAAAUAUUACUGCGCAAUAUCAACAGCAGUAUUAAAGCACGAUUGAUUUAACAUAAUCCCCCCACCCUUUCCCCCAAUAAACAAUGAUGAAGUCCAGCCAGAUUGCUUUUGUGCCCGAAUGAACUAUUUUGGUUAGGGUGGGGUAGGGGGAGGGGGUUACUCUGGUGCCAAAUCUGCAUGGUUGUCCUGUGUUGUUGUUAUCAAUAGUUAUACUUACAGUGUUCUUACCACACCGCGGCAUUGCGGCAUUUGCGCACUUUUACAGAGAAUGCCGCACGCCCAAGGAGUCACAUGGGCGCAAACAGGAAAAACCUAUUACAAAACGCACAUAAACGUACGUACACACACGUACAUUUCCUUAUAAGCCAAUAGUUACUUGGUUAUGGCUUCUUUACUCUAACUCAGAGCCGUAUGACGUUGAGUUAACUGUAUGUAAAAAUUGGAUAUUUUAUUAUCUAAGAAAGUGCGAGGUAUUUACUCUAACUCAGACCUGUGAGGUAAAAGUUGAGUUAACUGUAUCUAAAAAUUGUGACCCGCUUUUCUCCCUCAUGACCCCCUUUAUCUGCUCCAUGGGUCGUGUGGACCCCAAGGUGGAAAAUCCUGGUAAGAACACUGUACUUACCCUAAUAAUAUUUUGAUAGGUAAACAUGGCUGUUCAAGCGAUCACUGUGUGGAACUUGUUUAGCGGAUUAAUGACAAUUGGUGAAAUGAACUAUGACUGGAGUCAAGGGGGCAAUCCUGACUUCAUUGUGAGUAAGGAUUUGCUUAUUUUAUUGUGAAGGCAUUUACACCUUAAAUGUUCAAUCUUUAGGUCUUGCAGUCCGCUUUUCGAAAGUCCCGGUAACUUUUCUAGCCCGAAAUAAAACGCUUUUAAAAUCAAAAUGUGUAGUUCCAGAAAAUAUCCAUACCCUCCACCCCCCACGGAGGGAAACGGAAAUUCGGAGGGGAGGGGGAGUCCAAAAUGAGGCAAUUUUCGAGGGGGUGGGGAUAGCCUCUCGAGCUCUUUUUUCCGGGGGGUCCGAGUAAGAUUGGUGAGUUAUUUAAAACUAACAGCGUUCUCUUGAGCACGCUAUCAGUUACCUUACUGUUUGUCGGUGUUUCAAAGCAAAAACUAUUGUUUUCAUCGAUGAUCCUUUAUUUGUGGUCAGCUGAGUGCUUUUUUCAUGGCUUGUACGAUAGUUCAUGUAACACGAUUGUCGUUCGCUCCUUAAUAAACUUGGUUGCUUUGUUGCUCUGUUGCUUUGUUAUACAAUAUAUUGUGGUAUUCACAUGCCUCGUAUCCAGACGUCUCUCUCUCCCUUUCGGUUCAUCGCCAGUCGCUCGCCUCUACCUGGCGAAAAACUGAGCGCCUGAGGAAGAGGCUGGAUAUUCACUACACUGUGGUCAUGUUCCAUAUUUUUCACGCUUUAUCGCAGAAACAAUCGUCUUUUGCAUAAAAGUAUGGUGCAACGGCAUUUUUGAGGGAAAUAUUCUUUCCAGCGGGCACCAAACCAAGUUCGAAAAUUACUGAAAUUCCAGGAGUUAGGGGGAUAUGACAAGCACCCCCUGGAACGGAAAUUCCAGGGUGGUGGGGGGUGUAAAAUAAAAGUGCCCUCCGUCGGGGAGGAAUGGGAUAUUUUCUGAAACUACACAAUCUACAGAACUGAAAGUGAGAUCUUAGCUGACAAAGCAUUCACUUCUGUUAUGUUAACUGGUUGUUUUAUCAUGUUAUUUGAACAACUAUUGAAAGCUCUGUCUUGGAUGUAAUCAACAGCAGCUUUCCGGGCCCAUUAAUUAUCGGGACUUUCAGAAACAGGCUUCUGGUUCAAGGCUUGCUGUCAUGUUGUUUCCUUACAUAAGAAACGUUUUUGUGUGCUGAGAUAGUAAAUGCAGUAAAUACGGAACUACAUGUAAAUCCUGUGAUAUGCGAGUGUGGACAUUAGAAAGAUGUGAAUUGUUUGUUGGCUGGUUUUUCUUCAGCAGAAAUUCAAAAGAUGAAUGUGCACAUGACCAUAUACCUGAACUUCCCGUUGGAAGGCAUUAAAACCACAGCCAGGUUGCUGUACAUGGCACACGGAAGAGAAGGGAAUGGGAAUUGCCAUUACUUAUGUGCAACUACUGUAACUCUGUUUCGCUUGUCUUGUUUGUUUGUUUGUAGUGCUUAGUGCAGUGCAGGAAAGAUGUCUGUGAAAGACUAGGCCUCAGUGAGGAAAAUGUGGAGCUGAGUAUGGGAAUGUCAAGUGAUUUUGACAAAGCGGUAAGUACCCUAAUCCAUGGCUGGUACAACUAGCUGGUACUGUAGUUAUUUGAUUUACGUGUUGCUAUUAACACCAUAGUGCCACAGAAGUACGCAUAAUGCUCAAGAAACCUUGCCCUGCCCUGCAUUCAGGGGUAUCUACAUUGGGGAUGCCUGACCAUGGAUUAUCAUUGAUUUAUUGAUCUUGGUACCAGUUGUCGAAAGUCCCGUCUAUGCGACAACUGCGACAAGGGUCUCAAGAAAGGAAUUGCUAGCCCAAAGACGUUCCUUCCUUAGGUCUUUCUUCAAAGUAUUAUCUGAAGCCUCAUCUUAACGUGUUGCUUUGAAACUAACAUUACGCGGAACUCACGCUAUUCAAAGCAAGUUUGCCUUGGGCCGGUGAAACGUACAUGUACAGAUUUUGUUUCAAAAAGUAGAACCACCCUCUACAUUCUGCAACAGCUUUUCGCAACCCACAACAACCUGAUUUGUUGCUAGACAAGUUUCAUUCGUGAGUGGUAAAACGCGAAACAUCUUUUUUCACUCAACAAGUUGCACCUUUUUGUUUCCCGUUUUAACGUACCUUAAAAAGAAACGAUUUUUAAUGUCUUACAGAUUUUAAUGGGAAGUACAAAUGUGCGAGUAGGCAGUACAAUAUUCGGUGCCAGACAACCUAAACAACCAAGCAGUGCCAAUGCUGCGGGGGGAAUUCCUCAGCAAUCCCCGCGGGAAACAAUGGUAUCCGGUGGGACCUCUCAAUCAAAAACGUCCCAAGGAACAAACCCAGCGGAACAAGACACUUUUCCUCCGGAGAGUUUCAAUGUGCACCAGCGGUGA
Molecule: messenger RNA, 20129 nt
Organism: Porites evermanni
Lineage: Eukaryota; Metazoa; Cnidaria; Anthozoa; Scleractinia; Poritidae
Source: the annotation of a GenBank genome assembly